This is a messenger RNA of Alligator sinensis (Chinese alligator), 7066 nucleotides long. RefSeq names its product protein tyrosine phosphatase, non-receptor type 21 (gene PTPN21). Gene Ontology annotation, cellular component: cytoskeleton. NCBI's taxonomy places the organism in Eukaryota, Metazoa, Chordata, Crocodylia, Alligatoridae. The record is from RefSeq and is a predicted model, not a curated record. Bases 954 to 4601 code for a protein of 1215 amino acids. Gene Ontology annotation, molecular function: protein tyrosine phosphatase activity. The transcript has 20 exons. Gene Ontology annotation, biological process: protein dephosphorylation.
AGGUGCCAGAGGAUGUUUGUGAUAGUUUUCUGGUGCGCUUUGCAGAGCUGUGCCAGGGGUGGCCUGAGACAGGGAAGAAAGUGCCCUACUUGUUAGGCUGCUCCGCAUAACCACGAAAUAAUGGUGUGAACUGCAAGUGUUAGCCGUCCUGGGCACCUUGUUUCUCUGCCCUUCAUUGUACUUUUAUGAGGCAGACUCAUCCCUGCAGCUUCACCUGUUUUAAGUCAAAUACAAGGCAAUUCUUAGAGAGGAGCUAAGAGUUGUAGAGAAAGAGGAGCUACCUAUGACAAUCCUUGGGACUCCUGUUUGGCUUGUGAAUAUUGAAAACGAUAUAUAUGCGUUCAGAUAUAGAUGUGUAAAAUCAGACGAUCAAAAAAUGUUUUUUAGUUCCCAGAUAGAUACUAGGCCUGCUUAAUAAAGGGAACAUUCACAAGAAGUCUAAAUAGCAGCCAGACUUUUGCAUUUCCAACUUCUGGCACUAUAGCACAGGGCUCUUUUGUCCCAAAGUAGCAGUACGUUGAAAUAAUGCGUGAGACAAAUAUGAUACCAGCUGGUCUUUGGAAAUGACAGCUGCUAAAUAAAAACAAUAUUGCACUGUUUGCAAGAACUGUGCUUGGCCAGCAGUAGAAGUUGUCAAAUGACUUGUGACCAGUACUCCUCCUCCAUUCCCUUUCUUGUGCAACGCUAGUGUAUUUUGUUAUUUAUCAGGGGCUACCUCUGAUGUAGUGCAUAAGAGGCACUGGGAUCCAUGCUCAGUACAGAGUUCUUGCGAAUGGUCCCUCCACUAAGACCUUGGUGGAGAACCUGCUCUCCUUUAAUGGCUGCUGCUGCCGCUGGUUGAUCAGUGGGAGACUUUACAGUUCCUUACUCCUUGGGAGGAUACGUCUACUUCCCUUAUUUAUUUUUCCGUGUGGUGGUAUUUUUUCCACUGACCACACGGGUGGGAAAAGAAGAUGCCACUGCCUUUUGGGCUGAAAUUGAAACGAACUCGACGUUAUACAGUAUCCAGCAAGAGCUGCUUGGUGGCUCGCAUCCAGUUGCUCAACAAUGAAUUUGUGGAGUUCACCCUCUCUGUGGAGAGCACGGGCCAAGAAAGCCUGGAGGCUGUAGCUCAGAGGCUUGAACUUCGGGAGAUUACUUAUUUCAGUCUGUGGUAUUACAAUAAGCAGAACCAGCGCCGGUGGGUGGAUUUGGACAAGCCUCUGAAAAAGCAGCUCGACAAAUAUGCUUUGGAGCCAACCGUGUAUUUUGGAGUGGUAUUUUAUGUGCCUACUGUUUCUCAGCUUCAGCAGGAAAUUACCAGAUAUCAGUAUUAUUUGCAGCUGAAGAAAGAUAUCUUGGAGGGAAACAUUCCUUGCACAUUAGAGCAAGCAAUUCAUCUGGCUGGUUUAGCUGUUCAGGCUGACUUUGGAGACUAUGAUCAAUAUGAAUCUCAGGAGUUUCUACAAAGAUUUGCCUUGUUUCCUGUGGGUUGGCUACAAGAGGAAAACAUACUGGAAGAAGCAACACAGAAAGUGGCCUUGUUGCAUCAAAAGUACAGAGGCCUUACACCUCCUGAUGCAGAAAUGUUGUAUAUGCAAGAGGUGGAGAGAAUGGAGGGCUAUGGUGAAGAGAGCUACCCUGCAAAGGACAGCCAGGGAAGCGACAUAUUCGUUGGAGCUUGUCUUGAUGGUGUCUUUGUGAAACACAAAAAUGGUCGGCCUCCUGUUGUAUUCAGGUGGCAUGACAUUGCCAACAUGUCCCACAACAAGUCCUUUUUUGCACUAGAGCUGGCAAAUAAAGAAGAGACCAUCCAAUUCCAAACUGAAGACAUGGAAACAGCAAAAUAUGUGUGGAGGAUGUGUGUGGCCAGACACAAGUUUUACAGACUAAAUAAAUGUAGCAUAGAUUCCCCAGACUCUCCACCCAUGGAAGGCUCUCAGAAAUCUUUCCACAUUCUUUCUUUUCCACGCUUUCCAAUCCUUUCCCGUUCUACUCUUCCCAAAGGACAAACCCAGACUGUUACAGUGAAUCCAGUUAGAAGACGGUCUUCUUCCAGGAUGUCUUUGCCUAAGCCACAGCCUUACAUGAUGUCAGCACCCCCUCAGUUGCAUUACAACGGGCACUACACGGAACCAUAUACAUCAUCCCAAGAUAACCUCUUUGUGAACAAUCAGAAUGGAUACUACUACCACUCUCAGACUAGCUUGGAUAGAGCUCCACAUGACUACAAUGGUAGAAUCCGCAAUGGUAGUGUCUACAGUGCACACAGCACAAACUCUUUGAAUAACCCACAGCACUACUUGCAGCCAUCUCCCAUGUCCUCUAACCCAAGCAUUACUGGAAGUGAUGUCCUGAGACCUGAUUAUGUCCCAUCACAUCGACAUAGUGCACUAAUACCACCUUCUUACCGGCCUACCCCAGAUUAUGAAACUGUGAUGAGACAGCUUAACAGGGGAAUGAUACACACAGAUAAGCAGAGUCAUUCAAUGAGAAAUCUUAACAUCAGCAAUUCAUAUGCUUACAGUAGACCUGAUGCUCUGGUUUACAGCCAACCUGAAAUCCGAGAACACGCUCAGUUCACUUCCCCUCAAUCUAAUCACUAUCCAUUUAAUCUGAAUUACAGUUUUCAUAGCCAGUUUCCAUACCCAUAUCCUGCAGAAAAGCGUCCAGUUGUUGGAGCAGUCAGUGUGCCAGAGUUGACAAAUGUGCAGCUUCAGGCUCAGGAUUAUCCAGCACCAAAUAUCAUGAAGACUCAGGUCUAUCGACCACCUCCUCCUUACCCCUACCCAAGACCUGCAAACAGUACUCCAGACCUUUCCCGACACCUUUAUAUAAGCAGCAGCAAUCCAGAUCUCAUCACAAGACGAGUCCACCAUUCUGUCCAGACGUUUCAGGAAGACAGUCUGCCUGUUGCACAUUCUCUUCAGGAAGUGAGUGAACCCUUAACAUCAGCACGCCAUGCUCAGUUACAGAAAAGAAAUAGUAUUGAAAUAGCGGGGCUCGUCCACAGCUUUGAAGGAGUCAGAAUUAAGGAGAGAACCAUGUCAGCAUCAGCAGCAGAUGUGGCCCUUCCAAGAGGGUCACAGCCCAGUGUUCUAAUGGAAAGGACAAAGCAAGAAGAAAAUGAGGAGCAAGAAGAAGGCAUGAACUGUGGUCAUAAAAAGUCUCUUUCAGAUGCAACUAUGCUGAUUCACAGCAGUGAGGAGGAGGAGGAAUUUGAAGAAGAAAAAGCUCAUGCAAGUUUGUCUCCUCUCCCUGAAGGCCAAGCCCAGCUUUCUGGUAUCAUGGGUGGUCAUCGUUCUGAGUCUUUUUUAAGUUAUCCUUACAGUUCUGUUGCUUCACCUGCUGGCCCUUUGCAUAUCCUUGAACCUAAGUUACAUAUUACAGAGCCAGAAAAGAGGAUGAAAGAUAUGAGCCCAGUUCAUUUACUGGCUGAGUCACAGGUGCAGAGAAGAAGUGAAGGUUUGCUGACUCCAUCUAUGUCAGAAUCUGACCUUACAACUUCAGGAAGGUACAGAGUUAGAAAGGACUCUGUGAAGAAGAGACCUGUGUCUGAUCUUCUGUCUGGGAAGAAGAAUAUUGUGGAAGGUCUUCCACCUUUAGGUGGAAUGAAAAAAAACAAAACUGAAGCAAAAAAAAUAGGGCCUCUAAAGUUAGCUGCCCUAAAUGGACUAACCUUGUCUCGAAUGCCUCUGCCAGAUGAGGGUAAGGAAGAGUCUACUAGAGCAACAAAUGAUGAACGGUGUAAAAUUCUUGAACAACGGUUAGAGCAGGGGAUGGUGUUUACAGAAUAUGAGCGGAUUCAAAAGAAAAGGCUCAUUGAUGGUGAGUGUUCAAUAGCCCGGCUCCCUGAAAAUGCUGAGAGAAACAGGUUCCAGGAUGUCCUUCCCUAUGAUGAUACCAGAGUGGAGCUGGUCCCAACCAAAGAAAAUAACACAGGCUACAUCAACGCAUCUCACAUUAAGGUUUCCAUUGGGGGCAUUGAGUGGGAUUAUAUUGCUACACAAGGCCCUUUGCAGAAUACAUGUCAGGAUUUCUGGCAGAUGGUGUGGGAACAAGGGGUUGCCAUUAUUGCAAUGGUGACAGCAGAAGAGGAGGCCGGGAGAGAAAAGUGUUUUAGGUACUGGCCACGACUUGGGUCAAGACACAACACUGUCACAUAUGGGAGAUUUAAGAUUACCACGCGAUUCCGUACAGACUCAGGCUGCUACGCAACUACAGGCUUGAAGAUCAAACACCUUCUCACAGGGCAGGAGAGAACAGUUUGGCACCUGCAGUACACUGACUGGCCAGAGCAUGGCUGUCCAGAGGAUAUAAAGGGAUUUCUUUCAUACUUGGAAGAGAUACAGUCAGUGCGGCGUCAUACAAACAGCACAGUGGAUCCUAAAAGCCCUAACCCUCCUGUACUGGUGCAUUGCAGCGCAGGCGUAGGAAGAACUGGAGUUGUCAUAUUGUCAGAGAUCAUGAUUGCCUGUUUGGAACACAAUGAGAUGCUGGAUGUCCCAAGAGUGCUAGACAUGUUGCGGCAGCAAAGGAUGAUGGUGGUGCAGACUCUCGCUCAGUAUACUUUUAUCUAUGGAGUUCUCAUUCAGUUCCUCAAAAGUUCUAGGCUUAUAUAACCCCCACCAUUUUAUGUGGGGCACAUUCAUCUUGAGAGUUUACAAAGGGGAAAUGCAAUUGUCCAGGCAGUUUUGUCUAUCUGGUGUUUUCCUCAAUGGACGACUCAUACAGAGUUACUUUUUUGUCAUGGUAUGGGGAUGUUAAGUGCAAGUACAACGUAUUGGUCUUUGCAAAGCAAGAUAUAGACUGGACUAACAUCUUCCUGUUUUAACUGCAGCUAAAACAGUGAUGGAUCUAACAUAAAACAGUCGUGCUUUCGUCUGCUGAUGUGCAGUACUUGCACAAGUUGUGAGUUAUGUUACUGCAGGCAUAUUGACAGUCUGUUUUACUGAAAGUACACUGGGUCAUUUUGGAAAUCAUUCAUUGUUUUUUAGUCCAAAUUGCUUUUUUUCUAACCUCAACUCUGAAAGUGAAAAAUAUAAAAUCUGUAGAUUUACACUGUGAGGUACAAGCUCAUCCUCCUGGAAUGCCAAGGUCUUAAAUGGUCUUGAUCUACUUUCAGUUUUGUAUGGAAAACAAUGCUAAUAUAUUUUUUAAAAUAAACUUUUGGUUUCUUUUGGUUCUCUUAGUAGAACCAGCAGCUGCUAGAAAUCUAAAGUUGGCAGUUAGGAAAAUUAUUUUUGUAUUCAGGAAAUUUAAUUUUUUAUUUUCAAAAAGCUACUUGUGUAUAAACAGAACAAUUUGUUCAGAGUCGAGGACAAAUGAAGACACGUUCAAAUUUAUCUUUUCAGAAUUUGUACAAAGAGAGAAGUCCAAGAGGGAAAUGUUGGCAUCUGUGGAGUUCCGUAGGUGAUAAAAUUGGAAGAGGUUUUGUUAUCUGCAGAAUGCUAGGUAAUAUAAUAGGCAGAUGGGAGACAUUGUUACCUACAGAUUUCUAGGUAACUUAACAGGUAAGAAGGAGAUGUUUACUUAGAGUUUGUAGUUAAGUAUGGGGAAGAUGAUUGGCUGCAGGGAUUUAGAUAAAAAUGAGCAAGAGAAUGCUAUUGCUCUUGUUAAUGGACAAGAGAAAAUAUAUAUUCAGUAUUAUUCAGAUAUUUAGAGGACAGUUUGAUUUUACUGGUUGAAAUCGAAGUGGAUGCAAAUUAUGUUUUAUGCACUUUUUGUUGCAUUAUUUAUAUACACGUGAACUGUAACCAUAUCUUCUUUAAUAAUGUACCAUUACUAACCUAACUGAAUGUUGUUUUAGAGCCUUUAAGAGGAUGAAGUGAGUGAACAGAAAUUAAGGUAGGAACUUGCAUAGUGGCGAAUUGGAAAUGAGUAUGUGCAAUGUGAUGAUACAAGUGUGAUAGCUGUGAUUGUUGGUUACACAGUUAGUGCAAGUUUUAGUUUUUACACUCACAAUCAAGAGAAGCUUAAAAACAUCGUCAGUUACAAUAGAAUUCUUUUGUCAGUCAGCAGAAAGGUAUUGCUAACAUUGUAUUGCAUGGUUGUGGUGAGGGUGUUCUUGGCUGUUUGAAAAUGUCAGAGACAUGGAGAAACUACACUUGAUAACAUUGGAGAUGUGGAAAUUUUGAUGAAUUCUUAGGUGAUGUGGAGGCAGCAGAGUCAAGGGCACAGACCCAAAACCUGAUUUCCAGUUCUAUUUCCUGUUCUGUCCAUUGCUCACAGUGGGCAUGUACAUAUGCAAUUAGUGCACGUGAAUAAAUGCUGGAGCUUAUUGCUCCAGAGUUUUUUGCUCUCAGGUGUGCUGGUUUAAAUGUGUGUCCAGGAGCAAUUAACACUGAAGCAAUCAGCUCCAAGGCUUAUUCAUGCGUGCACAUGAAGCCUAGUCAGAGAAGCCCUGAGUUGCUGGGCGAUCCGGGGGUCAGCCUGCCAGCCUGGGGCUGCUCCCCUGGGCUCUGUGUGCUGUGGAGAGGCUGGCUAGAGCACAAGAUUGCAGAGCUAGCUGUCAGGCAGCCCCUACACUGAAGCACCCUCACACCCCAGCCAGCCAGGGCAGCAUCUACAUAUGCACUGCUGCACGUGAAAAAACUCUGAAAAAAAACUUGUAUUUACAAAUAUUACCCUGCUGAGGAGUUUAAUAGGGGCCCACAUGUAGAUGCUGAGAUAUUUACUGUAGAGCAGGGAUUGUCAACUAGGGGUAUGUGUACCCCUGGGGGACUUGAGAAAGUCCUAGGGGGUAUGCGUAGGUGGAUGGGGAUGGAGAGCUGCCACACACCAUCCGCACUGCUGUGCAGGUGCCACCCACCCGGCUGGACGCGGGGGGCAGGGGAAGCUUGCACGCAGUGCAGCCACCACUCUGCAUUUGGCCACCCCCCUUGCUCCAUGUGCAGCAUUGCCCUGUGUUUGCCAGGGCCAGGCCAGGGGCUGCUGUGCCCCACAUGUCCGGGCAGGCAGCGGGUGCGCACAGCGCUGUGUGCAGGCAGCCAGGGGCCAUGAGUGCCAGCUGCUCACAGUGGGUGGGGGGACGGGGGAGGCGCUGGGUGGGGGGAGGGGCCCAGCCCCUUGUUCCAGGAGCUUGGCU